Messenger RNA from Nothoprocta perdicaria, 3339 nucleotides. RefSeq names its product Janus kinase 3 (gene JAK3). The record is from RefSeq and is a predicted model, not a curated record. Gene Ontology annotation, molecular function: non-membrane spanning protein tyrosine kinase activity; ATP binding; cytokine receptor binding. Lineage: Eukaryota; Metazoa; Chordata; Aves; Tinamiformes; Tinamidae. Gene Ontology annotation, biological process: hemopoiesis; cell differentiation; cytokine-mediated signaling pathway. The coding region runs from base 1 to 3339 and encodes 1112 amino acids. The transcript has 23 exons. Gene Ontology annotation, cellular component: cytoskeleton; cytosol; membrane.
AUGGUGCCGCUGGGCGAGGAGACGCCGCUGAUCGGGGAGCGCUCGUGCAGCCUCUCGUCCACGGAGACGGGCACGCUGCAGGUCUUCCUGUACCACCGGGCGCGCCACGGCGGCCCCGACGCUGCCGGCCUCGACGGCGCCGGCGUCCUCACCUUCACCUUCGGCGAGUACACGGCCGAGGAGCUCUGCGUCCGCGCGGCGCAGGCCUGCGGUGUGCUGCCCGUCUGUCACUCCCUCUUCGCCCUGGCCACCGAGGAUCUCACGUGCUGGUUCCCCCCCAACCACGUCUUUACUGUGGACGACUCGCACAGCCAGGUCGUGGUCUAUCGCAUCAGGUUCUUCUUCCCCAACUGGUGUGGGCUGGGACAGUCGCACCGGUUCCAGCUGAUGAACGACCGGGCCAGCGCCGUCCUGGACUACCCCGUCAUUGAUUACCUCUUUGCCCAGUCCCGCAGCGACUUCGUGGGCGGGCGCGCGGAGGUGGCGCUGAGCCUGCAGACGCAGGAGGAGUGCCUGAGCCUGGCGCUGCUCGACAUGCUGCGCAUCGCCAAGGAGAAGCAGCAGAGCCCGCAGGAGACCUUCAGCUGCGUCAGCUACAAGUCGUGCCUGCCCGAGCAGCUGCGCUGCCAGAUCCAGCAGCACAGCUUCCUGACGCGCAAGCGCAUCCGCCGCCACUUCGGCAAGUCCCUGCGCAGGAUCGGCGGCUGCCGCCCGGACGGCCGCUUCCUCAAGCUCAAGUACCUGCUGGACCUGGAGCGGCUGCAGGCGCGCUGGGCGGAGGAGAGCUUCCGCGCGCGCGCACCCACCGCCGCCGUCACCGUGCACGUGGCCGGCGGCAGCGGCGUCUCCUGGAGCUGCGACGGGGCCGAGAGCCGCCAGCACUUCUGCGACUUCCCCGACAUCGCCGACAUCAGCAUCAAGCAGGCGAGCCGGGACGGCAGCCCCGCCGAGAGCCGCGUCGUCACCCUCACCAAGACGGACAACCGGGUGCUGGAGGUGGAGUUCCCAUCGCUGCGGGAAGCCCUGUCCUUCGUGGCCCUCGUGGACGGCUACUACCGCCUGACCGCGGAUGCCCAGCACUACUUCUGCAAGGAGGUGGCUCCCCCCCGGCUCUUGGAGGACCUGGAGAGCGGCUGCCACGGGCCCAUCAGCUCCGAGUUCGCCGUGAGCAAGCUGCAGGCGGCGGGGAGCCGCGCGGGGCUCUACCUGCUGCGCCGCAGCCCGCAGGACUUCGACAGCUACCUGCUCACCGUGUGCGCCGAGACCCGCUCCGGCCCGGACUACAAGCGCUGCCUGAUCCGGCGGGACGAGGACGGCCGCUUCGUGCUCGCCGGGGUGCCGCGGCGCUUCUGCAGCCUGCGCGAGCUGCUGGGCACCUACGGGCGCUGCGGGCUGCAGGCCGAGGGCGCCCGCCUGCGCCUGGCCGCCUGCUGCCCGCCCCAGCCCAAAGAGCGCUCCAACCUGCUCAUCGUGCGCAGCGGCUGCCCCCGGCUGCCCGGCUCGCCCCCGGCCCCGCGCCGCGGCCUCCCCCACAUGACGUUCCACAAGAUCAGCCCUGAGAGCCUCGUGCGGGGCGAGAGCCUGGGCCAGGGCUCCUUCACCCACAUCUACAAGGGCGUCAAGCGGGACCAGAAGGAGGACGAGUACUACCAGACCGAGGUGGUGCUCAAGGUCAUGGACAGCAGCCACCACAACUGCUCCGAGUCCUUCCUGGAGGCCGCCAGCAUCAUGAGCCAGCUCUCGCACAAGCACCUCGUGCUGCUGCACGGCGUCAGCCUGGGGAAGGACAGUAUCAUGGUGCAGGAGUACGUCCGCUACGGGCCCCUGGACCUCUACCUGAAGAAGAACCAAGGCGAGGGCAAGGUGACCACGAGCUGGAAGCUGCAGGUGGCCAAGCAGCUGGCGCACGCCCUCAACUACCUGGAGGACAAAAAAAUCACGCACGGCAACGUCUCUGCUAAGAAGGUGCUGUUGACGCGGGAGGGGGACGCAGCCAGCGGCAGCCCCCCCUUCAUCAAGCUCAAUGACCCCGGAGUGAGCGUCACCGUCUUGGCCAAGGAGAUGCUCGUCGAGCGCAUCCCCUGGGUGGCUCCCGAGUGCGUCAGCGACCCCCAGAGCCUGGCGCUGCCGGCCGACAAGUGGAGCUUCGGGGCCACCCUCUGGGAGAUCUUCAGCGGUGGCAACAUGCCCGUGAGCCUGCUGGAGCCGCAGGAGAAGCUGCGUUUCUACGAGAGCCGCCACCAGCUGCCCGCGCCCAAGUGGACCGAGCUGGCCACGCUCAUCGCGCAGUGCAUGGCCUACGAGCCGCGGCACCGGCCCUGCUUCCGCGCCGUCAUCCGCGACCUCAACAGCCUCAUCACCUCCGAUUACGAGCUGCUCUCGGACCUGGCCCCGGGUGACGUGACGCUGCGCGACAGCUUUUGGGGGUACGAGCACGUGGCCGUGCACCAUGACCCCACGCUCUUCGAGGAGCGGCACCUCAAGUACAUCUCUCUGCUGGGCAAGGGCAACUUUGGGAGCGUGGAGCUGUGCCGCUACGACCCGCUGGGCGACAGCACGGGCGAGCUGGUGGCCGUGAAGAAGCUGCAGCAGGACUCGGCCAAGGAGCUGCGGGACUUCGAGAGGGAGAUCCACAUCCUGCACUCGCUGCAGCACGACUUCAUCGUCAAGUACCGCGGCGUCUGCUACAGCCGCGGGCGCCGUGGCCUGCGGCUCGUCAUGGAGUAUCUGCCCAAUGGGUGCCUGCGGGACUACCUGCAGAAGAACCAGCACCGCCUGGAGCACCGGACCCUGCUGCUCUACGCCUGGCAGAUCUGCAAGGGCAUGGAGUACCUGGGGGCGCAGCGCUGCGUGCACCGCGACCUGGCCAACAGGAACAUCCUGGUGGAGAGCGAGAGCCACGUGAAGAUCGGCGACUUCGGCCUGGCCAAGCUGCUGCCGCAGGACAAGGACUAUUACGUGGUGCAGGAGCCCGGCCAGAGCCCCGUGUUCUGGUACGCGCCCGAGUCCCUCGCGGACAACGUCUUCUCCCGGGCGUCUGACAUCUGGAGCUUUGGGGUCCUCCUCUAUGAGCUCUUCACCUACAGCAACAAGAGCAAGAGCCCCUCCGAGGAAUUCCUGCGCAUGAUGGGCACCAACAAGGCGGCGCAGAUCGUCUGCACCUUGCUGGAGCUGCUCAAGGAGAACCGGCGGCUGCCGGCGCCGGCGGGCUGCCCCGUGGAGGUCUACGCGCUCAUGCUGAGCUGCUGGGCGCUGGCGCCCGGCGCCAGGCCCACGUUCGGCGAGCUGGCGCCGCGCAUCGAGGCGCUGCGCGACGGGCGCAGCAAGGCUCGCGGGUAG